Molecule: messenger RNA, 8303 nt
Organism: Hemiscyllium ocellatum (epaulette shark)
Lineage: Eukaryota; Metazoa; Chordata; Chondrichthyes; Orectolobiformes; Hemiscylliidae
Gene: rbm33a
Product: RNA binding motif protein 33a
Exons: 19
Coding region: 186-3710 (1174 amino acids)
Molecular function (GO): RNA binding
Source: RefSeq, a predicted model, not a curated record
UUCCGCCAUGUUGUGAGCGAUCCACUUACUCUCUCGAGACGAAGGGAGAGGGAGAGAAAAAACGGAACAUUUCACUUGGGUUUCUAUGUUUUUGUUGCCCUCCCCCCUUUCAUCUCGUCUCUCGGACAAGUGAAGCGAAGUGAAUCCACAUUAAUGCAACUCUGACUUAGUAGAACCGCUACACCAUGGCCUGCAACGCGCAAGAAGAUGAAUUUGACCAACUUGAUAAGCCUGGUGCUGAGAGAUCUCGGAGAAGACGAGCAACCAAUGAAGAGUGGGACAGUGAUCUUGAAGAUGACUUGCUUAGUGAUGACUGGGGUUUGAGCAAAAAGAAUCAGUCUGAUCAAUCUGAUGAAGAGCUGGAUGAUAACCUUCUACAGAGUGAUGAUGAAGGAAAUGAAAGUUACCAAGAUGUGUCUAUUGACAUGAAUGCCUCAGCAUCUUUUGUGGGUACAUCUUUAGAAUUGUCCAAGAGUAUCGGUGAUAAAUCAAGUGAAGAGGUAUUCCAUUAUGCAGACAAUGAUAUAGAUGAUGAAAAUGCCACUCUUGAAGUUGCAGAAGAUGCACAAGAAGAAAUGGAGGGCUACGUACAUGACGAAUACGCUGAUGAGGAAGAAGGUGUAGAGUAUGAAGAUGGUACACAGCUUGGAGACGACCAAAUCGAUUAUCCAGCAGAACAGGGGGAAGAAAUGUACAAUGAUGAAGUGUUAGACCUUGAAAUCAAUGACCCUCUAGAUGAUGAAUUUCAAGGUACGCUUUUUCUUCACAAUCAGGAUGAAGACUACACCCAGUUUUAUGCCACAGACCAAGAUAUGCCAGAAGACCUGCAAACUCAGGACAAUGAAGUGUAUGAGGAAGCAACAGCUGCAGAUACACAGGAGCAAGUUGUUGAAGUUGCGCAAGAACCUGAAGAGGUCGUGAAACAAAUACAGGAAAUAGAAGAAAGAAAGGAAGUCUCUGAUGAUGAAGACGAAGAUGAUGAAGAGUCUGGAAGAAUGCGUUUCAAAACUGAACGGAAAGAAGGAACUGUUAUUAGGUUAACAGAUGCAGCUAGAAAGAGGCGAAACAUUCCAGACACAUUGGAACUUUCUGAUGAGGCUAAAGCAGCAUUGCGUGAGUUUGAGGAGACUGAACGCCAACGAAAACAGGGAAAAAGAGGUCGAAGGGGAGGGCCUUCAGCUAAUUUUCCUUUUUGUGAUCCAAGGAGAGAGAGUGGUAGGAGGAGAGAUCAACGGCCACCCUUGAUGCAAGUGCCUCCAUCAUUGCAGAGUCCUCGUACUACAAUGAAUUCUUCAGAGCAUCAAUCUGGCAGAGGCACUUUACAACAGCGACGGCAGCCACCGCCUCUUCUGGUACCCCAACGACAUCCUUCCACAUCUGAAAUGCCCAGUGGCCCUCCACAGCAACCAGAACAGCAGGAACAGCAGAACUCAGAAACUGCUUCUGUUGGUGUGAAUUCAACAGUAAUUCCAACACAACAACCAAAGAACAUUCAUAUAAAUCCUCAUUUCCGAGGUCCAGUGGUUACACCUGUGCAAGUGCCCUUGAUGCCUACGCCAAACCAGCCGAGGCCUGCUGUGGGCCCCCAGAGAUUCCUAAGCCCUCCAGAAUUUCAACCACCUAUUCCAGUCCCUGCUAAUUUUAAUCAGCCACCCAGACUUCCUCUUCAGGAACCAUGGAGAGGACCACACCCUCAAGAGAGAGAACCUUUCUUCAUUGGUGAGCCAAGGUUCCAAGGGCAACAUGUGUUUGAACAAGGAAGUCCUCCACCCCCACUUAUGAAUAACCAUGCUAUGUCUUUGCAACCUCCCAUGGUGUACAGCCAUCCAGGCUCAGGUUUCAACCAACAGGGACAGCAUCACAUGUUUCCAAGGGAGGCUCCAAUAAGAACGAGUCUUCAACCACAGGGUCAUAUGGGAAUGUCUCCCUUUAACCAACCUGGUCCAUUGAAUCCCAGACCAUUUAUUCCUCCAAGACAGCAAUUUCCACAAGGUCCUGGACAGCCAUUUCCACCCUCACCCCAUAUUCAACAAAAUCUGCAGCCACCCUUGCAGCUUCAACCACUGCCCCAACACCAGCAUAACUGUUCCCCUCAACCAAUCAUUCCUAAUGCACCGCACCAGUUUAGGCCGCACUUGCAGAUUCUUCCUACAUCUGUAAAUGACAAACGACUGCAGCGUCCGCAGCGGCAAAAUAUUAUGAAGCCUCGGCAUAAUAUACCUGGAAUUCAAAACAUGAAUAAGCUACCAAAUCAAUUUCAGACAUCUGUUCAACGCAAUAGCAAUCUUCGUGAAUUGCCUAUUGCGCCUCAUAACAGUAGUGUAAGACAUCAUCGCCCUUUGUCAGCUCCCGCUGCUCAAACGACAUCCGUUUCCGGGACGAAACCCACAGCCUCAAUUGUAACCUCUUCACGUGUGAAACAGACUGUUCAAAGUGCACCUACUCUUCAAGGUUCCCCAGGGGUGAGGGUGCCGCAGAAGAACUUGCAGCAAAAAAUCAAGAAACAAAAGCCGAUGUCACAGGAUUCUACAGUAAUAGAGCCUACAGAUGAAGAUGAGGAAACACGAGUGUAUCGUUUGAAAAUUGAAGAGCAGAAAAAACUCAGAGAAGAAAUUCUGAAACAGAAGGAACUCCGACGUCAGCAGCAAGCCGGUGCCCGAAAGAAAGAAUUGCUUGAACGUCUUGCACAACAACAGCAGCAGCAGCCGCCUGCUGCACAGCAACUAUCACAACCAAUAAAUACUUCACAGGCUCCCCAGAACAUUAACACAUCCACACUACAAGCUGUAAGCCUAGUACAGCCAAACAUAAAAAACAGACUAUUCACAAAGAAACAAGUCACAGGAACAGGAACACAACAGCAAUUUAUUAAAACUCAUCAAACUGGAAAUGUUAUACAGGUUCAAGCAGAAAUGAAAAAGAACAUCAACCAAAUCAAACCGAUCAGACCUGCACCUUUAAAUCCACUUCAGUUUCCAAAAGUUGUUCAGUCUAAACCUAUUAACUUACCAGGAUCUAGCAUGCAAUGUGGAAAGGUGAUUGUCCCUUCAGUCAAGACUCCAGAAUUAAAACCUGGUGUGAAACGGACUGUAAUGCAAAGGAUGAACAGUGGAGGAGGGGAUGGACCUCACAUUAAUCCCAAGAUAAGAGUCCUCAAGCUUCCAACUAUGCAGGGGAGCGAGAACACAGGCUUUUCUCAUCCUGAGGUCCAGUCUCAACAGCGGCAACACCAGCAGCAUCUUCAGAAACAACAGCCUGUUCGAAAGGUCACAUUGACAAAAGGAGCGCAACAGCCACAGCAGCGUCCACAGCAGCAGCGGCAACAAUCUGUACCACAAUUAUUAGGAAUGACGAAGAAUUCAGCCAAUCAACAGAACAGGGUCAUUAUGCAGGGGCGCGGCACAGCAUUACCAGGCCAGAUGGGCCGAGGACGCAUGAUGCAACAUAAACAGAAUCUGCGAGUGGUGGAAUGCAGACCUCAACCAUGUGUGGUGUCAAUUGAAGGGCUUUCUUCUUCAACUACUGAUUUCCAGUUGAAAAACCUGCUGAUGUCAGUUGGACCUAUUCAGGACUUCAAGAUGAUGCGAGAGCAACGAAAGGCCAUUGCAAAAUUCAGGGAGCCUGCACAUGCUUCAGCGUUUCAGCAGAAAUUCCACAGGCACAUGAUAGAUCUGUCUCAUAUCAAUGUGGCACUGAUCAUGGACGAGUGAUUAUUCUUGGAAUGAAAACAAAGCCUCGCUCUCAUGCAGAAGUUCAGAUCAAGUCAAAUGAAGAAACAAAAUGGCUGAGCUAGCAUACAGUGAUCAAUUUCUAACCAGUGUGUAUGCUAUUAAAUUGGUGAAACCAAAGGAGUUGGCCCAGGUCCAGUGUGGGAUGAAGGAUGUGAUGCUUCUGAAGAAGACUGUGUUUGUACUCUUGUUUCCACAUGUUUAUUGUUUGUUGUCACCAAAUGGAACAAAGUCUUUUGCAAAAACACCUCUGUGGAUUCAAAAUACCACAAAAAAAAUGACUUAACUGUGAACAGUGACUGAAGUAGGCACUGUAGAAGUAGAAUGGCUGCUUAUCAAGCGUAAUAGAGAACUUUUAAUGGUGAAUAACAUUAGAUAAUGGUUGCUGCAGAAUUCUUUCCUUGCAGGUUUAUAGUUAAGUGCUCAAUGUGUACCCCUUAAAAUAAUUUUGUACCUAUAGUCUGACUAGCUUCAAAAUAGCCCAUCAUUUUGCCCUACUAAAGUAAGAAUUAGCUGAAAGGAACUCAGAUUUGCAUUGGGAAGUGCAUGUUAACGACGGUUUCAAGUGUAAGUUAUUUCGUUGUUUUAAAUCUCUUGGAAGAUGCUUAACUACAAGACUAGAAAGCAACUUGAAGACAGUGUUUUGGUGAAGGCGCUUGCCUGUUUAUUGUAGGUUGGAGUAUGAAAAAAAAUGAAAGUAACACUUUCUGUUGUAUCAGUAAGAUGCACAUUAUUAAUUUCACUGAAAAGCAUCAUUUGAAGGCAAAAUUACUUGCACAUUCAGACUACAAAAGCACAUUCAGAUUCCUUUUGUUCAGCAACCAAUAGAACAUCAAAUUAUUUAAAGAGUGAAAUAUAAAGAAUCUCAACCAGUUUCCAGGCCAAAUGAUCUUUAAGUGUGAACCUUUAUGUUAAAUAUUCCAAAUACCUGAUGAUCAUCUGGAAUACAGCUAUUUAUGUCAUUUGAAAUAGUAAACAAAAGUGAGAGUUAGUUUGGAGCUACAGGUUGAAGAUAGUCAGAUUCAGCCAUUAUGUGAACACUGCCAGAGCAGUAACAGAAUGAAAAUCCUAUUACUUUGUCACAUGUUAAUAUGUAGCUGGUUUGUUCCACACUAUAGAACAUGAGACUGAACAAAGAACUACUUCUGGGCUUUGUGCAGGUAUUUUGAAUGUUUCGUUCAUGGUUGUAACAUAAGGUAUUCAUCGUUAUGAUAUUGUACACUUCUCAAUGUGAAACGUUUUGAAUUAAACUGGGCUAAGUUCGAACAGGCAUGGCGAAACAUUAAACUCCAGAAUCACGUUUUCAUUCGCCUGUCUGUUGGUUGGUGACUUUUUUAACUAUAAAACUUGCUGAAUUUCAGCCAUCCAUACAAACAAAUGUUUCACUGCCAGAGGCAGUGACUGCUGACUUGCUCAGUUUCACGUCUUGGACUUGCUGGUGGAAUUGUUCAAACACCAGACUGCCAAAGCAGAUGGGCCUCUGCUUCUUGCCGAUGAUAAUGAAAACGGAAAGACCUUCAGAAAUGCAGUUGUUUUGCAAGGCAUCUUUUGGCUAGGGCUCUUGUGGAGUGGGGACAGGAGAAGAGAUAACGAUUUUAGGUUUUUUAACAAGUAUGUGCUACAUAGCAAAGUCUAUGUCUGUCUGUAUUUCAGAGCACAUUUUAUGGUGUAAUUUUGUACAAAAAAGGGAUACUCGUCUUCCCCUUGAAAGAUUGAGAGUUAAUAAUUUGAAUUGUUGUCUUGCUAGUUAUAUCACCUGCAUCUCGAAUGUCCUGAAGGAUAUUGUGGGAUUAAGUCAGUUUUUGUUGACCCCAUCAGCCUUUAGUGUUUAGCUCAAGUACAGCUGUGGAAACUGUCAUGGAGGGGUUGAUAGUCAAAGACUGAAAUACGACUUAUGUAGAAGGAUACAUGGAUGUUUGUAAGAUUGUAACACAUCCUUUGAAAGAGUUUGCCCUGUGUUGCCCCAUUUAAUAAAACAGUCUAAUAAUUAUUGAAGCAUAAUGUGCUUCAGAUUUGUUGAAACUUUCCCAGCUUUUUCAGAUGUCGCAGCUCAUUGAGGAUUUGUAAUUGCUUUCAUAAAAUAGAUCAGUAAUAGAUCUGCAUAUUCUGUUAAUGCUCAUUUAUGGCUGUGAAAUGCAGUUUCUUGUACUGUACGCAAAGGAGGAUUAGCACUGAUGAUCCACAAAGGAGAAUAUACAGAGUAGGACAUUUCUGACAAUGAAAGGCAGAAGUUGCAGGACUAGGAGUAAAUUGAGUUUAUGUGCAAGUUUCUUUUUCAUAUUGGAUGCUGAAUCCUGAGUGGGCACAAGGAUUGAAAGUAUCAUGCAGAUUUUCAUUUUAGUUUUAUCAGGCUUGCUACAGACACUCAUUUGAAGUAGAAUUUUGCCUGGGCAUAAUGGAGCUUUCUGUGCCAAUUCUCACAAGAUGAGGGACACUUUGAUUGUAUCAUGGUCACAUUUAGAUUGAAAUGCAUUACAAAUGGUAAGGAUUAUUGGCCAUUAUUUUGUUUUCUCAUUUACUUGAGUUUGUGUGUGAUGUCAUGCACAUAAAAUUCAUGUCAGACAUUUUAGUUCUCUUUGUUGAUAUUUGUCAUCAUCAAUUGAGAAACCUAAAUGGGUUACUACUCCUGCAUAUUCCCAGUAACACAAUGUGCAGCUCGUAUUUUAUAUAUAUUUAUAUAUACAUAUCUGUCUUCUAUUAUUGAAACAGCAGCUUACAUUGCUGAAGUCUUUUGAGAGAGAAGUAUUUACCAGUUUAUAUUAAUAAGCUUUAAUGGCAGUGGCCAUGUUGACUCUUGAGAGAUGAGGUGGGGUAGGACAUGUCACAUUAAAAAUGUGUUUGGUAAAACUUUUGUGUAUCGGGGAAGAUGUGCUGCAACCAUCAUCUGAGUUUUUCACUGCACAUUAGUGGGUUUCAUGUAAAAUGCAAAGAAACAUUUGUAUGGCAGCAUGUAAGUAGAGCAAAAUGCUUUCAAGUCAUCAGUGGUGUUCAUCUACUUUUUAGAAGUUGUGCAUUAGCUAAUAAUUUCUGAAGUUGCUUGUGUUUUUUCCAUGUAUCUUAGUUCAAAAUUUGUUGGAUGCAAUGACUAUUGACCUGAAACAAGACAUCCUGUGUAUUAAUACAUUUUAUAAAGAUCACAGUUCUUCCAUAUGUACUUUCUCCUGUUUAUUUACAUGGGUCUUCUUACUCAGGGGUGACACUUUGCAAAUUCCUCUGUGUGUAUGUGGAGCCAAAUUUUUUUCGUCCCUCAUGCAGUAAAGUCAUUGUGAGAGUAGUAGGAUGCACUGGCGUUUUAAAAAAAAAAUCUGUAAUCUGUGUUAUAGUUGAGCUUUAAUUAGAAUGUUCUGAAGGUUCUCGGCAUUUUUGUGUCCAUUAUGUAGCUUCUAAAUUUGUUGCCCUAUACGUUGUAGGAAGUAAACUUGUAAUAGUCAAUGAGGAUUGUUGAACCCACCUUGACAGUUUGAAGGGGCAUGCUUCUAAGUGGAUUGCAGUGUACACAAUUAUCCUUUUUUUUAUGCCAUCUACAUACAGUAUUCUAAAAUUAGUUGUUGCCUUGAGGUGCUCGGAUAGCCUACAUUUUUUGAAUGUGGAAGCAGUAAGUCAACGCAACAUGACAAAUGACUUUUAUGGUGUGUUUUAGGGAAACAUUGAGUCAUGCUAAUUCUUUGACAGGACUGUGGUUUCAUGUUCUAAACCAUGUCAGCUGAGCUCUCAUGCCAGUUUUAAAAAGUAGAAUACAGCUCCUCCUCAGUCAAAGUAACCAUGACUUGAUGGUUCAUAACGCAUCAUCUCAACCAAUUUUCAGUACAUCUGCUGACCACAGUUUAAAAUGUUUGGCACUUUGAGGACUGCAAUCUCUACGCUAGAGUUUGUUGGAGAAAUUUUAAAAUGCUGUAUGUAAUUAAUGUGGUAACAGCUCUGAGCAAAGCUUCCUCCAAUCUCCUAUUUCCCCCCAAAAAAGUGUCUGUUCCCAAAGUACUCUUUCUUUAACACUAGUUACAAAUAGUUGCAGGUGAACUGGAAGGAAAAUUGUCUCCUUUACUCUUAGAUUAUUUGUUUUAAAACACAUUCAAUUUGUGUUUAAUAGACUUGUGACUGGACAUAUUUAGUUGUAAUUUUGGAGCAAUCAUAACUGAAAUCUUUAAAAGCCUGCAGUUAAAACACUAGCUUGUUUAUAACAGAAGAUUCUCACUAACCCUCGACACUACUUGUCAUGCUGCCCUCUCUAACUCCAUUACACUCAAGCCUGCACAUAACUUGUAAGUCUAGGGAAUAAGCUUGUUUGGCACUUGGAUUCAAAUAGAUGUAAAUAUUUUAAAGUGCUUUAUAGAUGAGAUGAAAUAUCCUGUAGAUAAGUGUCAGUUUCGUGGAAAUAUAAAUUAAUGAAGCUGGCACUGUCCUGAUUGAAGAGUUAAAAUGUAAAACUGUAAGGGAACAAGACUAGCCAUUUUCUCCCUUUUAGUUUAAAACCCUGUAAUGUCUUUUAGUCUUAAGCUGUGGCUUAACAUUAGAAUUAUGUGAUAUUCAAAGACCUGAACUAUACUCUAUUAGUUUAGUAUUGCAUUAUAUGGUGCU